GUGGUUGAGGUAGUUGAUGAUGUAGUGUAGCAACCAAAAGUCAAGUAAAGGGCAAAGUGGUCAAGGUUUACUUCUUUUACUUUUAAAAGUAGUUUGAGAGAUUCCUUCCCUUCGCGAUGAAUAAGGGUGGAAGGGCAAACCUCCAGAGUUAUCGAAUAAAUACUCGCAAAGGAAUUGGAGACCGCCCUAUACGAUUUAAAUGCUCCUUACAAAACACCAUUGCCGAUGUACUGCGAUCCAAAAACUGGGUUGAAGUUAAAGAGGAUGAUUUUGAUUUUGACUUUUUCUGGGCGGACCGGGGUUGGAUGAAAGAUUACUUUGAUCAAUGCUACAUGGAGGAUCAUGUCCGCCUCAACCACUUUCGUAAUCACUAUGAGUUGACCCGCAAGAACUUGAUGGUGAAGAAUCUGAAACGUUAUAAGAAGUUUUUAGAGAGAGAAGUCAGCAAGGUGGAAGCGUCUUAUUGCGACUUCUUCCCAACAACAUUUGAACUUCCGUCCGAGUACCACAUGUUUGUGGACGAGUUCAAGAGGAACCCAGGGUCUAUCUGGAUUAUGAAACCCGUCGCUAAGUCUCAAGGAAAAGGAAUCUUCCUCUUCAAGAAACUCAAAGAUAUUACGGAUUGGAAGAAGAGUGAUAGCUAUCGGCCGAGAGAUAGCAAAGAUGAGGAUAAAGAGCAGCCCGAGACGUACAUAGUGUCUCGAUAUGUGGAGAGACCUUACCUCAUCGGUGGUCGCAAGUUUGACCUAAGGGUCUACGUCCUGGUCACAUCAUAUAUUCCGUUGAAGGCAUGGCUGUACAGGAGCGGGUUCGCCAGGUUCUCCAACUCCAGAUUCUCUCUAGAAUCAAUUGACGACACUUUUGUGCAUCUAACCAAUGUGGCAGUGCAGAAGACGGCACCAGACUACGACCCAGAGAAGGGCUGUAAGUGGUCAAUGCAACAGCUCAGACAAUUCAUGAUGGCCAAGCAUGACAUUGUGGAUGUGGAGGAAAUGUUCCGAGCAAUGACUGACAUCUUCAUCAAGAGCCUUCACAGCGUACAGAAGAUCAUGAUUAAUGAUAAACACUGCUUUGAACUGUAUGGUUACGACAUCUUGAUCGGUGAAGACCUCAAACCAUGGUUGAUUGAGGUGAAUGCGUCUCCUUCACUCACAGCCAGUAGCCAGGAUGAUUACACCCUUAAGUUCGGUCUCCUUGAAGACAUGUUACACAUCAUCGACAUGGAGAACAAACUGACGGGCAAGGAGAAGAGAGUUGGAGGGUUUGAUUUGAUGUGGGAUGAUGGACCAGUCAUGGCGGAGGAGGGAGGAGUGGAUUGCAUCAGCCCACCCUCCUACUCAACAAAUACAUUCCUAGGAUGUCACAAUGACCGGAAGAGACAACUACGCCAGCUAUUCAAGCAUCUAACGGCAACCAGAAAGACAUGAAUACCACCAAAGCAGUCAAAACCCAAUUCUACAACACUGUAGAUAACACUGUGUGGUAAGCUUGGGCGAUACCACGAUAUUAUCGCCACCAUACUAAACUCAUGUAGUUGAAUAGUUUUAACUGGUUUGUUACACGUAUCUUACUAACUUACUAGUGUUGCAUCCAGCCAGAAAUUCACCACACACUUUGAAAAGUAAAAAAAAGCCUCCAUUAAAACCAGACUGUGGAAUAAAUAAUACUAUUUCCAUGACGAGUGUUUACCCAGGCCUCUGCAGUG
Messenger RNA from Asterias rubens (European starfish), 1705 nucleotides. RefSeq names its product probable tubulin polyglutamylase TTLL9. The transcript is spliced from 13 exons. Lineage: Eukaryota; Metazoa; Echinodermata; Asteroidea; Forcipulatida; Asteriidae. Gene Ontology annotation, biological process: microtubule cytoskeleton organization; protein polyglutamylation. Gene Ontology annotation, cellular component: cilium. Gene Ontology annotation, molecular function: tubulin binding; tubulin-glutamic acid ligase activity. Bases 117 to 1427 code for a protein of 436 amino acids. The record is from RefSeq and is a predicted model, not a curated record.